AUGGACGGACCGGCUUCCGAUAUAGAUACCCCUGUGUCCGAGGAUGCCCCUCGUUCCUCGUCGCGCGCAUCGACGCCCAUCGUCCCCACGGCGCCUGGCGCUGGGCCGCACGAGCGUGCGAAGCACCGAGGCGGUGGGAUGGCCACGUUGCCAGCGACAGAAAUCCUUCCCUCCACGGGCCUGGCCCUGCCGAAUGUAGCGCCUGCGCCUGCGACGUCGAAGCGUAGUACACGGCCGUCACGCAAACGCAGUCGCACGGAACCUGCUCACGUCGCGUCGCAACAACGUGAGACGCAGCGUGACUUGGAAAUGCUCGGCGUGCCGAUGGACGUGGAUGAGGACGAGUUGGAAGAGCUCAAUAAUGACUAUUGUGAGACGUGUCAUGGACACGGCCGGUUUCUGUGCUGCGAUGGAUGCCCCCGCAGCUUCCAUUUCAUGUGUGUAUGUCCCCCCCUGGACGUCGACGAGAUGCCCUUUCCCAACGGUACACUCCUUCCUCGCAAGUCUCUGCCUACGUCCAGCAGCACAACACCCCAUGACCUGCGCGCCCAGCGAGCGUUGGCCGACGAUAGCUGGUUUUGCCAGGUGUGCUUUGCCCAGCGUCUCCCGCCACGAGUGCCGAAAGGCUGCGGACCGUUUGGUGUGCUGUUGCAGCGUCUCGCCUGUGAAAACCCACGCAUUUUUGAGCUGCCAGCCGAUAUACGUACGUACUACAAGGGCGUAGGUACGGCGCCCGAUGGAACGUACGUGGAUACCACAGCGCAGCGUCCCUUGAAACUCUCACGGACCGGGUUCCUGGAAGAGCGCGAUCCAUACAUCCUACGUGACAAGCGCGGCGAGCCCGUUUUGUGUUUCCGCUGCGGCGAGAGUGCCUUGCCGCCCGACGCCGUCCUUCGACGGCCUCAUGAAUCGCGCGAGAUGGCAGAACGGCGUGCAAUCCACGCAUGCCAUGAAGCAGGCACCAAGCUCACGCAUGGCCGGCGUAUGCUCAGCUGCGAUUUCUGUACAUUGCACUGGCACUUGGACUGUGUCGAUCCGCCGCUGACCGGUAUGCCCCCUGCGACGAGGCGGUGGCGUUGCCCGGCGCACAGCGAGCCUGGGCGGCCUCGUAUGCGCAUUCCUCGCGCUCCGCAGCUCACGCGGACCAUCACGAUAGUGCGGUCCCAACCUCUUCCGCAUAUUCGCCGCGACGCCUUGGUCGAUAUUGUGCCGGAUCCCCAGGACCGGUACUUUGAUUUAGAUACAGGCGCAGGGCAUGCGCGCGAGCCACCGUGGGACGACGUGACAUUGGAUACAGGAGAGGCGCGUGUCCGAUACCGUCUCCCAGAAAAGUCAAUUCGUUUGGCGUUUUGGCAGGCGAUCCGUCGUCGCGAUGAUGACGACGACGUGGCGCGCUCGUCCACACCGGCCGCAUCGACGUCGACCCAUCCGCCGUACAUUCCUACGUUAUGGGAGCAGUUGGUGGACGUAGCAACGCAUGCAGAGCCUGUGCGGACGUUGGUGUCGACACCGCAAGGCGCCGUGCGCGAGGAAUUUGCUGCCGCAGCACGCGCUUCUCUCACGCCCAAUGCUCAGCCAUUUGCGCCUGCUCAGCGCACGUCGUACCGCCCUGAAGAAGCCGAGCCGUUGGUGCCCCCUGCGACGGAGCCGGACGAUGUGCCUGGGCCGCCGACAAACGUCCCGAUCACGUACCUGUAUCCGCAAGAAAUUGCCGAGCUACGCGCGCUCAAGCACUGGCUCACGCACCAAGGCGGCUACGCCGCGGUCCGCGCCGCUACCUCGGCCCCCGCCGUGACAUGGGACUAG
Molecule: messenger RNA, 1806 nt
Organism: Malassezia pachydermatis
Lineage: Eukaryota; Fungi; Basidiomycota; Malasseziomycetes; Malasseziales; Malasseziaceae
Product: phd zn-finger protein
Exons: 1
Coding region: 1-1806 (601 amino acids)
Biological process (GO): regulation of transcription by RNA polymerase II
Cellular component (GO): Rpd3S complex
Source: RefSeq, a predicted model, not a curated record